GGUAGCAUCCUCCUAGAGUACGCGCUGGUAACCUCCGUCAACAUGAACACCCUCUGCAAAGCCAAUCCCGAUCCGAACGCGUGCGAGAACAAGCCGCGCAUCGUGCGAAUGGACCUCGACGAGUCGCUCGAGUCCUACUUCCUCAAAGUAGUCUACGAAGCCUGCAAGUGCUACAACGACCCCCUGGACAUUUGCACGGCCAUAAAACAGUGCCUGGACGCGAAACUAGGCCGAAUGUGGCAUGUUAUCGUUGGCGUAGAGUUCGGAAGGUCAGUUGUCCUCACCACUGCUCUGGUUUAUGCUUUCGUACGACGCCUAGUGUGUAGUUGGUGCCAAACGAUGCCUCAGUACGGUGAGAUUCGGUGCGUGGCGGACUCACGGUGUGAUAGCGGGGAGAAGCCGCGUUUCCUGCGCUACUCCCUUGACCCCAAUGUCGAAACUGACUUCCUCUACUACGUGCGUCGGGCCUACGAGACCUACGAUGACCCCGAAGACAUGUGCACUGCACUCAAAAAACGACUCGACGACGAGUACGGUCCCACGUGGCACGUUGUCGUUGGUGAAUACUUCGGAAGCCACUUCGAGCACGAACCCAAGGGCUUCUGCUACAUCACCUACCGGGGACUGUCUUUCCUCAUGUUCAAAUUCGGCUAA
Molecule: messenger RNA, 654 nt
Organism: Mesocestoides corti
Lineage: Eukaryota; Metazoa; Platyhelminthes; Cestoda; Cyclophyllidea; Mesocestoididae
Source: the annotation of a GenBank genome assembly